Molecule: messenger RNA, 705 nt
Organism: Penicillium cosmopolitanum
Lineage: Eukaryota; Fungi; Ascomycota; Eurotiomycetes; Eurotiales; Aspergillaceae
Exons: 1
Coding region: 1-705 (234 amino acids)
Source: RefSeq, a predicted model, not a curated record
AUGGAUAUUGACGAAGAUUCCUUCCUUAAAUGUUUUGUUGAAUUGGACGAAAAGCUUCUUAAAUCUUCAUGGAGAUCUUAUGACUAUAUCUCUCAGUCUGUGCUUAUUGAGAUGGAGUCAAAUGAGCACGCAGCUGCAAUUGGCGCAUUUAGUGCUAUCUUCAGUACUUGGGCACGACCAGUCACGGAUGCCCCUCUGGCCUACACAGCUUCGAUGAAUUUCUGCGGGGAGUCAAAAGAGAAGAAACCGGAUUUGUCAUGGACACCUCUUCAUUCUCCUGGCGGCCGGUUGACAGAUUGGCCAAUCUUGGCUGGGGAAGUAGCCUGGUGUGAGCCGCGUCAGAAGUUGGUCCAAGAUAUGAAGUUUUGGCUACAGGAAUGCCACGGCCAAGUUAAAGUCGCCUUAUCUAUCACUAUUAAUGCUUGUGGUCGAAUAAGUAUUGAAAAAUGGAGUGUCAAUCCUGGCGACAAAUAUACUUCUCCAUUUGUAACGCAGAAAAUCGAAAUUGUACCGGAGCCCGCGCCGGGCUUCUCAAGGGUUGCUGGGAAACUUGCCAUCAAGUUUGAAGAGGUUUUUACACGGAAAAAUAAAGGAAACGAGACUGACUUUAUUCUAACGGGGAAUGACAUGGAAGAGAUAGCGGGGCAGAUAUGGACAGUUCAGUUUUCGGAGGUGCCUCAGGAAGAGGUUGGAGAAUUUACCUGA